AAUCAAUUUUCCCAAUGGAAGACAAAGCCCCGAAUUUUCUUCCUCCGGUUCCAGCCCAUCGAUCGGAUCUCCCUAGAUGGCCGCCUCCGUCCUACCGACGCUGCUGCUGCUCCUAGUCCUCGCCGCCGUCGCGCCGGGCCCCUCCAGCGCGCGCCACGUGAUCACCUUCGCCCCCUCCCGCGGCGUCGCCCCCGCGUCGCUCGCCUGGGACCCCACGGCCCAGCACUUCGUCGUCGCCGGCGGCGGCGACGCCGUGCUCUCCGUCUCAGACGCCGGGGUCACGGAGUCGAUCCUCUCCUCCGGCGCCUCCGCGGUCGCCGUCGACGACCGCCGGCGCCGCCUCCUCGUGGCGUCCGCGGGCUCCGUCUCCGUCUUCGAUCUCCGCUCCCCGCGCCCGCACCGACUCAUCCUCUCCGCCCCGUUCCCGGACCCCUCCCAUCCCGGCGGCAUCGCCGUGGACCCGCACACCGGGAACGCCUUCCUCACUGUGGGCGCCCGAAUCUACAAGCUGUCCACCGAGGGCGACCUCUCCCCGCUCCCUUCCGCACCGGCAUACGGCUCCGAGCCCCUGGCCUCGCUCACCGCGCACGUGAGCCGGGGGUUCCUGCUCGUGGGCCAGACCAGCACGGGCCACCUCCUCCGCGUCGACAUGGAGGACGGCGCCACGAAGACCGUGUCGGGCGCCUUCACGCCCCCCACGCCGGUCGCCGUGGCGGUCCGGAGCGACGGGGCGGUGGCGGUGGGCGGCGCGGCGGUGCUGCGCCUCGUCGUGAGCAACGACGGGUGGGCGUCUUUCGGGGUACGGGACGAGGCGGCGCCUGACGGCGCCGUGGUCGCGGUGGCGGUGCGUGAGCGGAGGCGGGUGUACGCGCUGGUGGAGGCCGGUGCGUUGGACGGUGGGAGGGAGUGGCGGAUCGAGGAGGUGUCGUGGAAAACGGAGUCCGAGGGGGAGAUGGUUGUGGUCUUCCUAUUCGUCGGCGCCGCCCUCGCCAUCUUCAUGUUCUGGAGGUUCCAGAUGCGGCAGCUCGCCGGCAACAUGAGCAAGAAGAUCAGAUAACAAAUGCAAUGCCUCCUUCCUUACUUUGUUUUGGAAGGAAUAUUAAUUUCUUGGUUUUGUUCUGCAUUAGUUGGUCUACGUAGAUACUUGUGGAUUAGACACGUUACUUAUUUAUGACUGUGGAUCUGUGAUCUUGCUGCGUUAGUUCUUGUUAAGGCACAAUUCUGGAGUACUGAUUCUCCUGAUUGGCAAUUGUACUUGCAAAAUUAUACAGUGUAAUGGAAAAAAGUCGCACUGCAGUUUUGUUAUGUUGAUGAAUUUCAUUUGGUGUAAUAAACUGAUGGUGC
Molecule: messenger RNA, 1344 nt
Organism: Phragmites australis (common reed)
Lineage: Eukaryota; Viridiplantae; Streptophyta; Magnoliopsida; Poales; Poaceae
Exons: 1
Coding region: 77-1057 (326 amino acids)
Cellular component (GO): endoplasmic reticulum
Source: RefSeq, a predicted model, not a curated record